This is a messenger RNA of Mesocricetus auratus (golden hamster), 2088 nucleotides long. It is a transcript of the gene Cdr2l, whose product is annotated as cerebellar degeneration related protein 2 like. Lineage: Eukaryota; Metazoa; Chordata; Mammalia; Rodentia; Cricetidae. The record is from RefSeq and is a predicted model, not a curated record. The transcript has 5 exons. Bases 429 to 1829 code for a protein of 466 amino acids.
GACGCUGCAAGCCGGCCGGGCGGAGAUGCAGCGGCGGCUCCGGGUGUCGCGGCGCGGGCCGGGUGGUGCGCGGGCCCGAGGCGGGCAGGGGGUAUCCGCCGCGGCACCCACACUUUCCUGACGCCGCAGCCCUGCAGGCGGUCCCGGGUCGUCCCAGCCGUCGUCCCGCUUUGCAGUCCCCACCCCUCCGCCCUUUGUGCCGCCGCCACCCGACGUCCCCAGCUCGGCGGGACCCAGGGCGCGCGGGAGCCAGAGGCCCCUCUGUGCGCACGGCCGGUAGCGGAUGGCGAUCGCGCGGGGCGGGCGAAGGGGCUUUGCAGCCCGAGCCCGCGACGUGGGAAGCCCGGGCCGCCUCCGACGCAUUGUCCCGGGCUGCGAGCCCAGGCCCUGAGCUGCCGCAGCGCCCGCCCACCGCCACCCGCGGGGCCAUGCGGAGAGCGGCCGGGAUGGAGGACUACUCCGCAGAGGAGGAGGAGUCCUGGUACGAUCAUCAGGACCUGGAGCAGGACUUGCACCUGGCGGCUGAGCUCGGGAAGACCCUGCUGGAGAGGAACAAGGAACUGGAGGAGUCCCUGCAGCAGAUGUACUCCACCAAUGAGGAGCAAGUGCAGGAGAUUGAGUACUUGACCAAGCAACUGGACACGCUGCGGCUCGUGAACGAGCAGCACGCCAAAGUGUACGAGCAGCUGGACCUGACGGCUAGGGACCUGGAGCUGACCAACCAGAGGCUGGUGCUGGAAAGCAAGGCUGCCCAGCAGAAGAUCCACGGGCUGACGGACACCAUCGAGCGCCUGCAGUCCCAGGUCGAGGAGCUGCAGGCCCAGGUGGAGCAGCUGAGAGGCCUGGAGCAGCUUCGGGUUCGCCGGGAGAAACGGGAGCGCAGGAGAACCAUCCAUACUUUCCCUUGCCUGAAGGAGCUGUGCACAAGCCCCCGCAGGUGUGAAGAUGCCUUCCGCCUGCACAGUUCCUCGCUGGAGCUGGGCCCUCGGCCCCUGGAGCAGGAGAAUGAACGACUGCAGACCUUGGUGGGGGUGCUGCGUUCCCAGGUGAGCCAGGAGCGGCAGCGCAAGGAGCGUGCCGAGCGCGAGUACACGGUGGUGCUCCAGGAGUACACGGAGCUGGAGCGGCAGCUGUGUGAGAUGGAGGGCUGCCGCCUGCGCGUGCAGGAGCUGGAGGCGGAGCUGCUGGAGCUGCAGCAGAUGAAGCAGGCCAAGACCUACCUGCUGGCCCGUGAUGAGCACCUGGCCGAGGCUUUGCUGGCGCCCCUCACUCAGGCGCCUGAGGCCGAUGACCCCCAGCCAGGCAGUGGGGAUGACAGCAGUGUCCAGGAUGGUGUCUCAUCACCUGCAGCCUCCCCCAGCCACGCCGUGCGCAAAAGCUGCAGUGACACAGCCCUCAAUGCCAUCGUGGCCAAAGACCCCGCCAGCCGUCACGCUGGCAACCUCACGCUGCACGCCAACAGCGUGCGCAGGCGUGGUAUGUCUAUCCUGAGGGAGGUGGAUGAGCAGUACCACGCACUGCUGGAGAAAUACGAGGAGCUGCUGGGCAAGUGCCGGCAGCACGGCGCCGGGGUGCGGCACGCGGGCGUGCAGACCUCGCGGCCCAUCUCCAGGGACAGUUCGUGGAGGGACCUACUGGGGGGCGAGGAGAGCCAGGGAGAGGGCAAGGCGGGUGAGAAGAGCCUAAGCCAGCACGUGGAGGCUGUGGAUAAGCGGCUGGAACAGAGCCAACCUGAGUACAAGGCACUCUUCAAAGAGAUCUUCGCCAGGAUCCAGAAGACCAAGGCAGACAUCAACGCCACCAAAGUCAAGACGCACAGCAGCAAGUGAUCCCUCUAGACCCGCGGCCGCCCCUUGCCUCCCCGCCAAGGGGGUCCCUCAUGCCUGGAUGGCAGCCCCUUGGCAGAUAAGACAGUCCUCUACGCAGCAGCAAUAUAGCCUAGCAGGUGGCUGGAGCAUGAGCAGGGAGGGCCUCUCUGAUUUGGGGACACAGCAUGUUUCCUACCGAUGGCUUGAAUCGCCUGUCCUGCUCCCUUGACCGCUUUGCUUCAGUUUGAAGGCCCAGCUCAGUUUAAAAGCCAAACGUCCU